Molecule: messenger RNA, 2088 nt
Organism: Elgaria multicarinata webbii
Lineage: Eukaryota; Metazoa; Chordata; Lepidosauria; Squamata; Anguidae
Gene: DCAF8
Product: DDB1 and CUL4 associated factor 8
Exons: 14
Coding region: 258-2072 (604 amino acids)
Cellular component (GO): Cul4-RING E3 ubiquitin ligase complex; cytoplasm
Molecular function (GO): protein binding
Source: RefSeq, a predicted model, not a curated record
CCGCAAAGCGCGGCUGCCGGGAAGAGCGGCGGCGGCGGCGGCCGCAGGUGGCGACGGGCGGUUGGUCGGUCGGGCGAUAAAAUGGCAGCUCCGGGGCGUCCUGGAGGAGGCGACGCUGCCGGCAGAAGAAGCGGCGGGGGCGGCGGCGCCAACUCCAGAGUCUGACAGCAGUUCUACAGCGCCGAUUCCUGGAUACUUCUGGAUCUACUCUGAUAAAAGAAGAGGGGCGGGAAAGGGCGAAUUCACAAGAAAACAAGAUGUCAGACACGGGGAGUAGCACAGAUGGGAAAACAGAUAUACCCAACGGGAGUUUGUCGAGCAGCCCGGAGGAGAUGUCUGGCGCCACGGAGGGGCGGGAGACGUCUUCCGGGGUGGAGGUCGAAGCGUCGGACCUGAGCCUGAGCCUCACCGGGGACGAGGUGGGGCCCAACCGGACCUACACCGAGAGCUCUGCGGAAGAGAAGGACUCUGACAGCAUGGACGACACGGGGCACUACUCCAUCCACGAGCUGAACCGGACCUACGACCGCUCCCACUCGGAGGAGGAGGAGGAGGAAGAGGAGGAGGAGGAGGAGGAGGAAGAGGAGGAGGAGCUGGAAGCCGAGGCCCAGCGCUCCCGCCGGCGGGCCCAGCGCAAACGCCCCAACCGGGACCGGGACUCCUCCGACGACGAGCGGGCGCUGGAGGACUGGGUGGCCUCGGAGACGACGGCGUUGCCCCGGCCCCGCUGGCGAGCCCUGCAGGCCCUCCGGGAGAGGCAGCUGGGCUCCAGCGCCCGCUUCGUCCACGAGGCCUGCGGCGCCCGCGUCUUCGUGCAGCGCUUCUGCCUCCAGUACGGCCUGGAGGGCCACGGCGGCUGCGUCAACACCUUGCACUUUAACCAGCGCGGCACGUGGCUGGCCAGCGGCAGCGACGACCUCAAGGUGGUGGUGUGGGACUGGGUGCGCAGGCAGCCCGUGCUGGAGUUUGAGAGCGGCCACAAGAGCAACGUCUUCCAGGCCAAGUUCCUCCCAAACAGUGGCGACUCGACCCUCGCCAUGUGCGCUCGGGAUGGCCAGGUCCGCGUAGCUGAGCUCUCGGCCACCCAGUGCUGCAAGACCACCAAGCGGGUGGCCCAGCACAAGGGCGCCUCGCACAAGCUGGCCCUCGAGCCGGACUCUCCCUGCACUUUCCUCUCAGCCGGUGAAGACGCCGUUGUCUUCACCAUCGACUUGAGACAAGACCGGCCGGCUUCGAAACUGGUUGUGACCAAGGAGAAGGAGAAGAAAGUGGGCCUCUACACCAUCUACGUCAACCCGGCCAACACCCACCAGUUUGCUGUGGGGGGCAGAGAUGAAUACGUCAGGAUCUACGAUCAGCGGAAGAUCGACGAGAACGAGAACAACGGGGUGCUGAAGAAGUUCUGCCCUCACCACCUGGUGAACAGCGAGUCGAAAGCCAACAUCACUUGCCUGGUCUAUAGCCACAACGGGUCAGAACUCUUGGCCAGCUACAACGAUGAGGAUAUCUAUCUCUUCAACUCCUCCCACAGCGACGGAGCGGAAUACAUCAAGCGCUACAAGGGGCAUCGCAACAACGCCACAGUGAAGGGAGUCAACUUCUACGGCCCCAAGAGCGAGUUUGUGGUGAGCGGCAGCGACUGUGGGCACAUCUUCCUGUGGGAGAAAUCGUCCUGCCAAGUGGUGCAGUUCAUGGACGGUGACAAAGGAGGCGUGGUGAACUGCUUGGAGCCCCACCCUCACCUGCCUGUUCUGGCCACCAGCGGCUUGGACCACGACGUCAAGAUCUGGGCCCCCACUGCGGAGACCCCCACCCAGCUGGCUGGCUUAAAGGAGGUGAUCAAGAAGAACAAGCGGGAGCGGGACGAGGACAGCCUGCACCACACCGACAUGUACGAGAGCCACCUGCUCUGGUUCUUGAUGCACCACUUCCGACAGAGGCGGCGCCACCGGCGCCGAAGAGAUCCGGGCACAGGAGCGACGGACAGCGACUCGGACGACUCCCCAAGCUCCUCGGACACAUCGGACGAAGACGAGGAAGGCCCAGACCGGGUGCAGUGCAUGCCUUCUUGAGAGAGCCCCGCCAGGC